CUGGGUCUACUUCCUCGCGCUGACGCGUAUCUGCAUGCUGCUAGGCGUUGGUUUUGGCGGAAGACGCGCUCCCGGCCGCAAGAAUGCUUGAUAUUUGAAUACGGUUGUAGAUAGUACUAGCACUGAACACCCGGCGCCGUUGUUGUACUCAUCCAGCGGCUCGUCCUACAGAGGCUGUUGAAGCACUUGCCAGCCCUGAUACACAAGUUUCUACGUGACCGGCGAUCGAUACAUGCACAUCGCCAAAAAACGCCACGAUCCCCAUCCGUCUAUCUUCGUGCCCGUUCGGCAAGCCAACCGAGAGGCCCUCAUUACCGAGCCCUCAGGCGUGCUCUGGCGGGUGCCACAAAGCCACAAAGCCCUGGAGAUCUGCUCAGCCGCUACCCCAGACCCACCCCCUAACCGAAAGCAGCACCGGCAGGAUCGCUUUCCAGAGGUCAGGGGCCCAGCAACAGAGAUCUGUCUGGAGCCCAACAACAGAUAUCUGUCAGGAGCCCGCACAAACGGUGGUACGCACAAAGGGCGGUACGCAGACAGCGCCAGCCACGUCUCGUACCUUUGUUCCGCCCGAGGUAGCACUCCACUGCAAGCUGACUUGCAUCUCCAUUGUCCGCUCGUCGUCAGCGAACCAAACCACGACGCAAGCUUUGCCAGAAGCAAAGCUGCCGUUCCCAACUAUUUCCAACAAAGAAGCAAUCCCGCAUCUCGACUCCCUCAGCUUCCACGUCCUUGCAGCUCGUGCGAGCCACUCCGCACGCACGAAGAUCUCCGUCUUCGCGAACGCUCCACAGAAUGAUGGAAUGUAGCCGUUGCACCGCCGCACGGAACACAUUCCUCAAAGCUCGGCCAAGGCCAAGGCCUCCGCCGCGCCGAACUGUUCCCGUCCAACCAGAACCCGCACACGCCGCCACGUCCUGCAGCCCGCCGAGAAUAGCGCAUCGCCACCACUACACACACACACAGAACCUCAGCCUCAGCGCACCGGCCUGUAAGGAUUCUUCUCCCCAUCCCUUCCUUCUAGCGCCGACUCAGUGCCUGCAUCUGGCAAGUCCAAAUUCACCCUGCAUCAACCUCACGUGUCUUGCCGGGAU
Messenger RNA from Didymella exigua CBS 183.55, 1091 nucleotides. RefSeq lists its product as uncharacterized. Bases 233 to 796 code for a protein of 187 amino acids. Lineage: Eukaryota; Fungi; Ascomycota; Dothideomycetes; Pleosporales; Didymellaceae. The transcript is spliced from 2 exons. The record is from RefSeq and is a predicted model, not a curated record.